AUGCUGCCGGAUAUUAACCGAACUGACAUGGAAAACGCCGAAUCAUCUUCCGGGUACUCAUCGAUGUUAACGUCGCCGCAAAGUUCCGACGAGGAUUCAUUGCUGAAGACAAUAAGGAGCAAGACACAACUAGAGCUGCGAAGUCCUCUAAGUUCAAAUCGCCACGUGGAUUACUUGGAAACAGAUGAAGAGGUGGAAAUCCAGGAAGACGAAGAGGAGGAAUGUGAAUUCAGACCUGUACACGAUCCCAACGAAUUGGAGCCUCAUAAAGAGUGGUACCAGAAGCUUCUAAUGUUCGGAGUCGAGUUCAAGCAAGGCCUGCGUGGACCAUUCCCUCCGUUUCCUCCUCCACCACUUCCAUCGGCAAUGAUAGCGGCGAGUAGAGCGAUUUCGUAUAACGCUUUUGAAGCCGUCAAGAAAGCGGCGACUAGUUUAUCAGCAAGAUCUCCAAACACAACUUCACUCGAAAAUCGCGCUCAGCGAUUCAGUCCUUCGGAUUUUCAGCCACUUCCACCGCCGCAUGUCUAUCUGCAAAUGAUCAGGACCUUGGCGCCCCAUCAGUAUAUCGAUUUGACCUAUGCGCUUGCUGGAUCAGUCCUUCUUGAGAUGGGUGUCAAGGUUCCGGAAGCCUAUCCGCCGUUGCCACCGAAAAUCGAACCGUUUCGCGAUUUGGAAGCUGAGGAGCGCGCUCAUUUGACAGAAAUGUCGUCGCAAUCUUCAUCGGAAGGCGAGUAUUCCGAUGCGUCCGAGCACUCAAGGUUUUUAGACAAAUUGAAGAGAAGGAAGAAUCGGGAGAGGAGAGCUGCUCGCGAGAUUCGAAUCGCCGCCAAACAGCUUCACGAGCCUUCGAUUUGUGUCAAUGAUGCGGAGGAGAUGAAAAAGGAGACGUUUUCCAGAGAAAGUGUCUACAAGGAAGGGCUUCCCUUCCCUUCUCCACCAUUCAUCCCACCUCCACCGGUGCUGAUCCCGAUUCCAUACCCAGUCGAUGUUCCAUUCGAUCCGCCUAUAAUGUGUGUGCCGAUCUCGAUGUAUCUAUUGUCGCCUCCUGAAACGCCAUCGUCUUCUACUUUGUCACUUCACAACAAUAAUCAACUCAGCGAAAUCGAGAAGCUACAAGAUAAUGUGUCUCUGUUGGAGCUGAGAAAGAAGGACUAG
Messenger RNA from Caenorhabditis briggsae, 1155 nucleotides. The coding region runs from base 1 to 1155 and encodes 384 amino acids. NCBI's taxonomy places the organism in Eukaryota, Metazoa, Nematoda, Chromadorea, Rhabditida, Rhabditidae. The record is from RefSeq and is a predicted model, not a curated record. The transcript is spliced from 5 exons.